GUUCGCGGAUUCACGAAGCAUGUUUUGGUUGGGCUCUACAAGUGCUGCUCGGGAGGAAGAGGAAAGUUGCUGGACGAAUUUUUUAAGAAGAAAAGUACAUUUUGCUGAUAAAUAGACAUUAAAUGAGUUACCAGAUCUAAGAACUUGAAAUUAUAAGCCAUCAGAAGAAACGAGGGUAGAAGUCACAAAGAGUACAGACAUCAUGGCAGGGCCUCAGCCAAGGGGCCCCAAGAAAGGCCAGGCUCCCAAAGUUUUUCCAUGGCAGGUAUUAAGGGAUUUGAAGAAAGCUGAGAAGCUUAAAUUGAGACAGGAAAAGGAAGAGCAAGCAAAAAGGGAAUUAGAAAAGAAAAGAUUGAAGAGGUUAAAAUGUAGAGAAAAAAUAAAAAAUUCAGAGAAAAGGAGAGAGUCAGAGAAAGAAAGAAAAAAAAUGCAAAGGAAAAAGAAAAGGGAGGCCCAGAAAAGCAAAGAAAAGAAGGAAGCACCCAAACUCACUCCAAGCCAAAUCAAUAAAAGACAGAGAAAGAAGAAGGGGAAGAACCAGACUGUGCUGAUAGAUGAUCAAGGUGAAGAAGAAGAAUUUGGUAUCAUAAAGCUUCAGCGUAUUAGACAUCCUCGUGCAUUGGUUCGUGAAGUGAAGAUGAACCAAAAACUGAAGACCGGUAACAAAGAGGCACUUCGAGCUAUUAAGAGUAAACCAAGGAUAAAGGUCAGAAAGUUAAGGGGUGAUGGUCAAGGUGCAAAGGGAAAUCACCCAUAUAUGGUAAAUCGCCUCCAUGCUAAGAGAGCUGAUCUGUCAAAACUAGAAAAUGUAAAAAGACAUGUGCAGUUCCUUGGAGGUGGACUCAAGGUAGCCUGGACAGACCGGCCUGGGCGUUCUGACUCGGGAAUAGAGUGGAUGGCCCAUAGGUCAAUAGAGGAAGAACUGGCCUUACGUAAGAAAAAGAAAAAGAAGGAAAUGCGGGUUCCUGAGCAGUCAACAAAAUUAAACUUCAAGAAUAUUGAUGGAGACAUGGCAUUCCAACUCUUGGCAAAUAUGCCUACAACAUCUAAAAUCAGUUUUGGAACGAGCUGCAUUUUGAUUUACAAUUAUGCAACUGAAACCAAGACUCAGAAGGAUGCCCUAUCAUCUGGGAUCUUGUCAGGAGCCAUCAAGUACAUUAGCUUUCUUAAUAUGGGUACCGCACAAGAAGGAAGUUCAGGAUCUGUCCAGACAAUAGGAGGUGUGCAGCUACGUGCAAAUUGUGGCCUUCAUGUUGUUUUUCGCUCUCCCAUCAGCACUCAGAUCAUGAAGCAGCUCUUGACAGACUGUUCGAGUGCUGAGAUCAUUAGUUUUGGAGAUUCCUGCCAAGUGGAUUUCAAAUCUGUAAAAGAAGCCGAAGACAAUUGGAAGACGUUGCAGAAGCUGGUAUUGAAGAAUGAAAAGAAUAACAUAUCAUUUGAGGAGUUGAGUAUAUUGUGUGUAGAGCCUGAUCCAGAAGCAGCAAAUGAUACAGGUGCAAGUGAAGAGUUAAAGCUACUGGAAAACGUUAAUGAAGAUGAAAAUCAGACAAGUAAAAAGGUCAAUGAGAAGCUCAUGGAGAUAGAAAAGAAGAGGAGGAAAAUGGAAGAGGACGAGGAUGAAUAUGGACAAUAUGAAAUACAAGCAAAAAAGAAGAAGGAAUCUGUUACCUAACAGCACUUUACUGUAAUGAUUCAAAUAAAGGCAGUAAAACAAA
Molecule: messenger RNA, 1715 nt
Organism: Penaeus indicus
Lineage: Eukaryota; Metazoa; Arthropoda; Malacostraca; Decapoda; Penaeidae
Exons: 10
Coding region: 203-1672 (489 amino acids)
Source: RefSeq, a predicted model, not a curated record